Belonocnema kinseyi is the source of this 2564-nucleotide messenger RNA. Its product is annotated as GATA zinc finger domain-containing protein 14-like. The record is from RefSeq and is a predicted model, not a curated record. The transcript is spliced from 2 exons. NCBI's taxonomy places the organism in Eukaryota, Metazoa, Arthropoda, Insecta, Hymenoptera, Cynipidae. The coding region runs from base 177 to 2390 and encodes 737 amino acids.
ACUGAUAACGUGAAAUUUCAUUAUCGUUCUGGCAUGUAAACAUCCGCAAUACAUUUUCUUGGGUUUUGGGACAAAAGCAGGUUUGUCUGUGAAGAAACAGUCUUUCAACAAAUUAUUAGUGAACGUUCGCGAAAUUCUACCUGCAAGAACCAUUCAUUCUCUUCCAACUCAACAAAAUGAAGUUCUCUGCUAUUGCUCUACUCGUGGCCAUUGCAGCCUUCGGAAUAUAUUUUGAUGUUGGAGGUGCUCAAGAUCCUGGCUUAGCAGCUGCUGGAGGAGACCCUUCAAUGGCAGGAGGAGCAGGAGGAGCACCUCCAAUGGAUCCCUCAGCAGCAGCAGCAGCAGGUGGUGCUCCUCCUGCGGCACCUCCUCCUGCAGCAGCUCCUGCAGCAGCUCCUGCUGGAACACCUCCUGCAGAUGGGGGAUCAGAUGCGAAGGACGGGGAGGAAUCAAACACUAACAGUGAAAUAAUAGCAGGGCUGGGAGGGGCACUAGUAGGAGGAGGAGUUGUAGGAGGAGUCAUGCAUUUUAGAAAUAAAAAAAAGCUUAAGAAACUAACAGAGCAGGGGCCAUACGGACCGAAUGGAUAUGGAGCAGGUCCAGGAGGAAAUCCUGGAGGGCCUCCACCGUAUCAAAACGGACCUCCUGGAGGACCUCAAUCGUAUAAUAACGGACCCAAUGGAGGAAAUCAAAACUAUAAUAACAAUGGUGGAAAUAACAAUUAUAAUAAUAAUCAAAAUAAUGGAAAUAAUCAAUAUAGUGGAAAUAAUGGAGGUUCUAAUAAUAAUAAUUAUGGUCAAUCUAAUAAUGGUGGAAAUAAUGACUUUAAUGGAAACAGUCAAAAUAAUCAAUUUUCUGAAAAUCCUAUGCAAGAUGAAUAUGGUGAAAGUCUUGGACAGAAUGAAAGUCCUGAAGCUGGACUUGCUUCACAUCCUGGACUUUCGGAACCUGGUGUAACUCCUGGUCAAUCUCAAUAUGCGCCACAACCUGCACCAGCUGUACAGGGCGCAGUCCCUGGACAAGCUGUACAUCCUACAACUGCUGAACAUCCCGGACUUGGUCCAAACACUGAACAUCCUGGACUUCCUCCAACUUCUGGACUAGCUGGACAAGGAGCACAUCCUGGACUAGCUGGACAAGGAGCACAUCCUGGACUAGCUGGACAAGGAGCACAUCCUGGACUAGCUGAACAUCCUACAAGUGCUGCUCAAGCUGAACAUCCUGCAACUACUGCACAUGCUGAACAUCCUACACCCACUGCACUGGGUGAACAUGCUGCUGAACAUGAAAAAGCUGCUGGACCAGGCAUACUUCCUGGACAAGCUGGAAAACCUGCAACUACUGCACAGGCUGAACAUCCUCCAGUUACUACCACUACUUCUGGAAAAGGUGAAAAUGGUGAACAUUAUACAACUACUACUGUACAUACACCAGCUACAGGGGGCAAGGAUGCUGCAAAUGUAGUUGUUGUACAUUCUGUUCAUCAUAUACACAAUUAUCCACCUGUAAAAGAACCAAUGCGUGAACCUCCUAAAGAAAGUAAGCCAAAUGGAAAUGACGGAUCUGAUAAACCUAAAGAUAAUAAAUUACACGAACAACAGCAAGGACAUGAGCAUAAAGAAAACGAGCAUAAAAGUACAAUUGGAUCUGAUACACAUAAAAAUGAUACAUCAAUUGAUCAUCAUAAAAAAGAUGGGCAUAAAGAAAAUGGUCAUGCAAAUGGACCUGGUCAUCAUGAAAAUGAGAAUCAUAAAAAAUAUGGACAUAAAGAAAAUGGUCAUGCAAAUGCAUCUGGUCAUCAUGAAAAUGAUCAUCAUAAAAAGGAUGGACAUAAAGAAAAUGAUCAUCAUAAAAAAGAUGGGCAUAAAGAAAAUGAACAUGCAAAUGGAUCUGGUCAUCAUGAAAAUGAUCAUCAUAAAAAAGAUGGACAUAAAGAAAAUGAUCAUCAUAAAAAAGAUGGACAUAAAGAUAAUGAGCAUCCGAAUGGAUCUGGUCAUCAUGAAAAUGAUCAUCAUAAAAAAGAUGGCCAUAAAGAAAAUGAGCAUGCAAAUGCAUCUGGUCAUCAUGAAACUGAAAAUGAUCGUAAAAAAAAGGGGCAUAUGGAAAAUGAUCAUUCAAGUACAUCUGAUAAUGAGGGAUCUGAUCAUCAUGAAUAUAAUCAUGUGAAUAUGGGAUCUAAUGUUGCAAGUACAUCUGGAGCUAAUGUUGCAAGUACAUCUGGAUCUAAUGUUGCAAGUACAUCUGGAUCUAAUGUUGCAAGUACAUCUGGAUCUCAUGGUGCAAGUACAUCUGAUCAGCAUCCACAGGAUCAUUCACCGCAUCCGCAUGUACCUCCAACAUAUUAUGGCCCUCAUACUGAACUGCCACUACAUGAUAUGAGUACACCAUGAUCGAUCGAUCAUCAUGCAUCUCAUUUACUUCAUCCGGUACCUCCAUCUCAUGCACAUAACGAAUAAAAAAUAUUUAAUUUGAAAAUAAUAAAAAAAUACAAAGUACGAGCUUCUUGUCUCUUACUCUAUCCUUUGUCUCUAAAACAAUUUUAAAAGUCCAAAACAAUGAUGUAA